Messenger RNA from Dioscorea cayenensis subsp. rotundata (Guinea yam), 1068 nucleotides. Its product is annotated as remorin 1.4-like. The coding region runs from base 98 to 982 and encodes 294 amino acids. The record is from RefSeq and is a predicted model, not a curated record. Lineage: Eukaryota; Viridiplantae; Streptophyta; Magnoliopsida; Dioscoreales; Dioscoreaceae. The transcript has 6 exons.
GUUCAAAUAAUAAUAAAUUAAUUAUUAUGAUAAACUUGUCUACAAAUAAAGCUAGCCAUGCAUCUUUCCCUCUUGCACAAUCAACAAUUUCAUCAGAAUGGAUUCUUUUCUCAAACAAAUGAAAACAAGGAUUUCUGGUGGAGAAGAUAAUUAUAAUUAUAAAAAGAGAAGGAAAAAGAAAGCAGUGUCAUUCAAAGAAGAUAAAAAGAAGUCACCAAAUUGGUUCAAGAUGAAUGCCGGAGAUGCUAGUGAUAGUGAGUUUGCGACGACAGUUGCAGCGGCGGCUUAUGCAAUUACAACUCUCGAAGAAGAACGGUCGAUGGACCGACAGAAUUCGAUUGAAGGAUUGCAGGAACCAUCUUUGAGUAAAAUGAAGAGUAAAAAGGAAGAGACAGUGAUUAAGCCGACAAAUGAGCCGAGUUUGUUAGCCAGAUGGCUGAGUGGAAAGGAUAUAAAAGAUGGUUCUAAACCAGUUGGUGAAAGUUCUAUGAAGGUUUCUGAAACCAAACUUCCUUCAAUGAAGAAGACUCCGACGUUUUCUGAUAAUUAUCUGAAUGAACCGGGACCGAAUGUAGAUGAUAGUGGCAGAAAUAAGAAGCCUGGGACUAGUGCUUCGAUGAAUGUGAAACCAGUGAGUAAGGUCUCUAGUAAACUUGGAACAAAAGCAAGUGAAUGGCAGAAAGCAGAGCUGGAUAAAAUUCAGAAAAGGUAUGAGAAGAUGACUGCAACAAUCUUGGAAUGGGAGAAUGAAAAGAAGAUUAAAGCAAAGCGGAAAUUGGACCAAAAAGAGAGCACGUUGGAAGCGAGAAGAGCGAGAGCAUUACAAGAGUAUCGGAAUGAGAUGUCAAGAAUUGAUCAAAUUGCCGGAGGAGCAAGAGGAGUUGCAGAAGAGAAGAGAAGGAAUGAGGAAUUGAAAACAAUUGAGAAGGCGAAGUCAAUACAAACAACAGGAAGAACUCCACAUUCAUUUUUAUGUUUCUGAACAAUAUAAUUUUCUAUCAAUCACAACCAUUAAAACUUAGCACAAUAAGAAUGGCGGAAUGCAUGAAUUCUGCAUUUUAAAAUCCA